CACGCAAUUAGUCGCGGUAUUCUUUUUUUGUUGCAAAUCUUUUCACCAGGCACUCUCUUGAAGACAUUUUGAGCUGAUAUGAAAGGCGAGCUUGUAGGCAGUCCCUUUUCUUACCUUCCCCUUAUAGGACGACUCGAGUCAAAAUACUCAAUGAUGUCUGGAGAAAAAUGGAUGAGGGAGAACUUCCACAUACCAGUAAUCGCUGUAAUCUUGUAUUUGCUGCUGAUAUUAGCGGGAAAGAAAUGCAUGAGGUAUUUCUCUCCCUUUAACAUCAAGAAGCCUCUGUUCUACUGGAACGUGGCCCUUGCAGCCUUUUCAUUCCUAGUCUGUCUCUCACUCCUUCCACACAUGAUCCAUGCACACCUAAAGUAUGGCAUGAAUUAUAUCCUCUGCACUCCAUAUAUCUUCUAUGACACUCACAUCCAGCUUUGGAACUUCCUUUUUUGUUUCUUCAAGAUAAUAGAGCUGGGAGACACGGCUUUCAUCAUACUCCGCAAGCGUCCAUUGCAGUUCCUCCACUGGUAUCAUCACAUCACUGUCCUUCUCUACUGUUAUUAUACUUGCACUGAAAUACGAACUGGAACGUUACAGCAUUACUUCUCCAGCAGCAAUGCCUUUGUCCACACCAUUAUGUAUACCUAUUACGCAUUGAGAGCUGCUGGUGUUCAUCUUCAUUCAAAGAUUGCACAAGCAAUCACGAUUCUUCAAAUAGCACAAAUGUUUUUCUGUUUGUGGAUCAUUUGGAUUGGCUAUACGAACUACCACAGUGUUCCAGGCUGCAUACUCCAUCUUGGUUCGCUUUAUUUUGCUGCAGCAAUGUACGGAUCUUAUGCUGUUUUAUUUCUGCACUAUUUCAUUCGCCGCUACAUCCAGUAAGGCCAUUGAAGAUUAGGCAUCUAAUUAUCAAUAUUAUUGUCCUUUUUU
This is a messenger RNA of Amphimedon queenslandica, 924 nucleotides long. RefSeq names its product elongation of very long chain fatty acids protein 6-like. Gene Ontology annotation, cellular component: endoplasmic reticulum membrane. Bases 79 to 876 code for a protein of 265 amino acids. Gene Ontology annotation, biological process: very long-chain fatty acid biosynthetic process; sphingolipid biosynthetic process; fatty acid elongation, monounsaturated fatty acid. NCBI's taxonomy places the organism in Eukaryota, Metazoa, Porifera, Demospongiae, Haplosclerida, Niphatidae. Gene Ontology annotation, molecular function: fatty acid elongase activity. The transcript has a single exon. The record is from RefSeq and is a predicted model, not a curated record.